AUGGCAUCAACCUUCGGACAAGUGUGUCCAUAUCCAUGUUACCCUCCACCGACCGGCCCCGUAAACAACCCUCCGGUGGCUAUAACCCCACCAUAUCCACCACAAGGUUCUAAUUAUAACAAUUAUCCACCACCAACAAGUGGUGGUGGUGGCGGCGGCGGCGGUGGUGGUUAUAAUAAUUUCCCAAAUUACCCUCCACCAAAUAAUGGCUAUGUAAAUGGUUUAGUGCCACCACCUCCUGAUCCAAUAUUACCUUGGUGGCCUUAUCAUUAUAGAAAUCGUCCUGAUCAAUUCUCUUCAUCAAAUUCAAUUCAAGAAUCAAGAAACAUGAUAUUCAUCAUGAUCACUAUUAUUGUUCCAAUGUUUUCCUUGUAUUUCCCUUUGCUUUUCCAUUAA
This is a messenger RNA of Solanum verrucosum, 396 nucleotides long. RefSeq lists its product as uncharacterized. The coding region runs from base 1 to 396 and encodes 131 amino acids. The record is from RefSeq and is a predicted model, not a curated record. Lineage: Eukaryota; Viridiplantae; Streptophyta; Magnoliopsida; Solanales; Solanaceae. The transcript has a single exon.